CUAGAGCGGCAGUGCCGGUGUUCUCGUGGGGGGCAGAAAAAAGGAGGAGGAGGAGAAAAUGGUGGCCGGGGAGCAGCUCCGCGUGGUGCGCUGCGGGGGAAGCUGGCUGAGCGGGAGCCGCGCCGCUUUCUCCGCCGAUGGCAAGUACCUUUUGUGUGCUUCAGGUGAUUAUAUAAAAGUCUACAGCACAGCCACAGAAGAAUGCCUCCAUAUUCUACAGGGUCACAGCAACUUAAUAACAGGAAUCCAGUUAAAUCCCACAAACCACCUACAGCUCUACUCAUGUUCUCUAGAUGGCACCAUUAAGCUGUGGGAUUUUAUGGAUGGAAUUCUCAUUAAGACAUUUGUUAUUGGGUCCAAACUCUAUGCAUUUUAUGCACUUGCAAGUUUUGAAAAUUCAGUAUUUCUUAUCAUUCCAAAGGAUGGUGAUGAAAAAUCAGGUAUAUUUCAACUAGUUUCAGUGGCACUUCCAAAAAUACCAGGACAGGAAGUCGAAGCCAAAGAAUGGGAAUUGAUCUUGGAGGGCAUAAGCUCAUCACCCAAAUGUACUUCAUUCGGAAGAGAUGAUGAAUAUGUGGCAUCAGUAUUGGAACUUCACCUCGUUGUUUGUUUUUUCAAGAAGAAAAAAAUGUACAGGUUUUCCCUAGGUUCAAAAUUCAAAAGUAGCACAACCAGCCUCUUCACCUGUGUAGCCUGUCAUCCAAAGGAAGACUGCAUAGCAACUGGACACAAGGAUGGCAAAAUUCGUCUAUGGAGAAAUUUUAAUCAUAGGAGUGAAUACACAUUCUCUACUAUGCACUGGCAUCAUGAUGAAGUUGUGGAUCUUGCUUUUUCUGUUGAAGGAACUAGCUUGCUGAGUGGAGGGAUUGAGUCAGUCCUGGUACAGUGGCGAGAUGGAUCAGAUGCUAAGAAGGAAUUCUUGCCUCGUUUGGGAUCCACAAUACAGCACAUUGGCGUCUCACCCGAUGGAACUUUUCUUUGUACCUCACAUUCAGAUAACAAAAUAGUAAUCAUACACAGCAACUUGAAAGUAUCUGGAAUGAUUCAAGGAUUAAUCAGAGGCAGUGAAGUCAAGACUGGCUUGAUGGUUGACCCAAGAACUAAAGCUUUGGUUCUGAAUGGAAAGCCUGGCCAUCUGCAGUUCUAUUCACUGCAAAAUGACAAGCAGCUGUACAAUUUGGAUAUUGUGCAGCAGGAAUAUAUACAUCAGCAGGGUCUAAACCAGAUUGAGGUAGUAAAAGCUGCAUUUGAUUCCAAAGGCAACUGGCUGGCCACUGUGGAACAGCGACAAGAAGGAGACAAUGAACUUGAAUUGCAAAUGAAGCUCUGGGCUUAUGAUGAGCAAACACAAAGCUUUACUUUGAACACAAGAAUAAAUAUGCCACAUGAAGAUCAUAUCACAGCUGUGUGUUUCUGUUGCACAGAUGAAACUAUAAACAUAACACCCACUUUGGUAACAACCAGCAAUGAUGGACAUUUUAAAGUCUGGAUGCUGGUGACUGAAAGUGAUGGUGAAGAUCAAAACAAAACCUGGGCCUGUGAUUUUGUAGGAAGUUAUCACAACUACCGAGCGACAAAUUGCUGUUUCUCUGAAGAUGGUUCUUUGCUUGCAGUUAGUUUUGAUGAAAUAGUCACUGUGUGGGACUCAGAGACAUGGGAUCUGAAAUGUACAUUCUGCCAUCCCCCUGGAAUUAUACUAAGCCUGUGUUUUGGAAGGCUAAGUUGUUCAAAGUACCUCCUUGCCACCACCAGUACGGCUCCUUGUGUGGCUGGGAAUUUGCUGAGCUGCACAUUGGAAUGGAGUGCCCGGUUAAACAUCACGGUUCUGCAACCUGAUUGUCUGUCUGAAAACAUUGCUGCCAUUUCAUGGAAUUCUGAAUGCUCAGAUGUGUUUGUAUUUAAACCGAGUGAACCACGACCCUUCUGCAUCCAGAGAAAAGUCUGCAGAGGCAGAGUCCUGUGGGCUGUUUUUGUUCCAAGAGAAGUGCCUGAAUGUAUUUGCUCCGAAAAAUAUCAGUGGCUGAGCCAAUCUCAGUUUUACUUCCUGACAGAAACACAUGAAUUGAUGACAUUUAGCACAAAAACCCCUGAAGAGAGGCUUACACCCUCCAGCAAACAGCUGGCAAUUGAGGACAGCUUCCCCAUGACACCUUUUUACCUGCUACUGGGAAAACACCAGCAACAGACAAAAGAGACUGGAGAAACUGGCAAAGCACGUAUGCAGAGCAACAUGGCACAGGAAUCACCUGCUGUGAAAGAACUGCUUCACACUCCUGCUCAUGUCUUACCAUCUGCUGCUUACCUGUGUCCUAUUUUUAUUAAUUCACUACUGGUGCCCAAAACAAGUAAAAGAACUGAUGAUGUUCCUAAUGACGUUGAAAUGCAAAGUGACAAUGAAGAAGAUGAAUCAGAGGAGGAAACAGGCAUUACUGAAGUGCAUCCAGAGGCUUCAGAUGCAUUGGAUUGUUUGGGGGAAGUUAUACCUAAAUUAUCAAAAGCUCAGGAAAAAGAACUGCGUAAAUUAAGAAAACUGGACUACAGCUGGGCAUCAGCUCUCUAGAUGUAUAAUGCUGUGGACUUCAAGAUUUAAAUUUCUUACUGAUAAUUUAAGAAGAUGUUCAUGUUUUCAAAUAAAAGGUUAAUUUUUA
Molecule: messenger RNA, 2648 nt
Organism: Sceloporus undulatus (fence lizard)
Lineage: Eukaryota; Metazoa; Chordata; Lepidosauria; Squamata; Phrynosomatidae
Gene: WDR75
Product: WD repeat domain 75
Exons: 21
Coding region: 59-2560 (833 amino acids)
Biological process (GO): positive regulation of transcription by RNA polymerase I; positive regulation of rRNA processing
Cellular component (GO): nucleolus
Molecular function (GO): RNA binding; protein binding
Source: RefSeq, a predicted model, not a curated record